UAUAAUUAAAAGCCAAAUUCAGAGGCAAAAUGGAAGCAUUGUUGAACGCAACGAUCUGGGUAUCCUGCUAUUGCCCUAAUACCUCUAUCCUUCGCUGUUUUCUGGGAUAACGACUUUGGACUCUUUUAUAUCACAUUCUUUGGAGCUCUGAUCAUGCUAACAGUAUGGCCAAUAAUCCAAGAAGCUAUAUUUAUGGGUUUCAUUAUGGGAAGGAAAAAGGCUACCUGGCCAACGCCUAAUUCUCAAGGUGAGAGAUUAAAAGAUGAAGAGCUCUUGCAAAUUAUUGAAGACCUUCUUGGUGAAAAUCUUGGAACCAAACAUCCAAUAGUGUAUAGCCCAGGCUACAACAUCACUGCAUUUGGGUUAGAGAAACUACACCCAUUUGAUUCUCGAAAAUAUGGCAGAAUUUAUAAUUUCCUGACAGAAUAGAAAGUCCUCAGUAAAGAGGACAAACUCUUGGCACCUU
Molecule: messenger RNA, 466 nt
Organism: Moneuplotes crassus
Lineage: Eukaryota; Ciliophora; Spirotrichea; Euplotida; Euplotidae
Source: the annotation of a GenBank genome assembly